CCUCCCCGUUCUUAGUUGGAGUUUAAUCGCCGCUCAGCGUGGACGCGUUCGUAACGGUACUUUCGCGCGUGUUUCAGUGUUUUGCUGUGCUGUUGCAAGCGCAGCCAACCAAAGGAAUUUUCUACCAUUUUUUCCCACGAUUAAAGGCAGAGCUGUUGUUGGUGGCGGUGGCAUUCCCGGCAGUGCACGCAUUUGGGUAUCUUGUGCGACGGAUUGGCAGACGGAGUUUUGAUUCCGGUGAACCGCGGUUGGUCAGUCUGCUGAUUUGGGUGAUAAUUUGGGGCUUCCGAAUGUGAGAAAAAGCCGCCAACGACAACGAAAACAACGUGGCUCACGAAGAAGCGAUUUGUUACGCAAAGUGAAUGGCGCCCAGCUGGAACCUUCUCCAGUGCAGGGUCAAAAGCUGAAGAAAAAUGUCUUGAUUUUUGGGUGUUUAGUUCAGUGUAAUCCGGAUAGUGGAGCCUAAUUUUUAAGAAAAAGGCCAACCGAGCAAGUGUGAAGAAAAGAAGAAAAGUUUCACCAAUUAGCAGAAUUUUUCGGAAGCGGCUGGAACAGGGUACCACCUCCCGGUCUUCCCGGUCCCCACCCCACACCCGUUGGACGUGGAACGGAACCGCACACACACACAGACACGCAGGCCUGUGGGGAGACCGCGAUAUUGGAGCUAGAAAGAAAGAAGCAAGGAAGGAACGAAAAACAUGUCAUCAACGGAGCUGUACGUAAAGGACGCCCGCGUGUGGAUCCCCCACCCGGAGACGGUAUGGCAGGGUGCGGUGGUGCUCGCCGACUACCGCAAAGACACCGGCACGCUCGAGCUCGUGACGGACCGGGGCGCCGAGAAGGUAACGCUCCAGGUCAAGUCGACCGCCGAUCUGCCCCACCUGCGCAAUCCGGCCAUCCUGAUCGGCCAGAAUGACCUUACAGCGCUGUCCUACCUGCACGAACCGGACGUGCUGUACAACCUGGAGGUACGGUUCUGCGACCGGCACGCCAUCUACACGUACUGCGGCAUCGUGCUGGUGGCGAUCAAUCCGUAUGCAGAGCUGCCGUUGUACGGGCCGGAUCUGAUCCGGGCGUACCGGGGUCACUCGAUGGGCGAGCUGGAGCCGCACAUCUUUGCGGUGGCCGAGGAGGCGUACGCCAAGCUGGAGCGGGAGAAAUGUGAUAUUAGUAUAAUUGUUAGCGGGGAGUCCGGAGCGGGGAAGACCGUUUCGGCGAAGUACGCGAUGCGGUAUUUUGCUGCGGUUGGGGGUAGCGAAUCGGAGACGCAGAUCGAGAAAAAGGUACUGGCCAGCAAUCCGAUCAUGGAGGCGAUCGGCAAUGCCAAGACUACGAGGAAUGACAACAGUUCGAGGUUUGGCAAGUUUACCAAAUUGUUGUUUACUAACAAUUUGUCCAUGAUGUCCUUGACUGGGGGGACCAUGCAGACGUACCUGUUGGAGAAGUCCCGGGUUGUGUUUCAGGCUCCAGGUGAGCGAAACUACCACAUCUUCUACCAACUGUGCGCCUCGAGAAAGCAAUAUCCGGAGCUGAUGUUGGACCAUCAGGACAAGUUCCACUUCCUGAACCAGGGUCAAUCGCCGGACAUUACGCGUGUGUCGGACGAGGACCAGUUUAAGGAAACGAUGAACGCGUUGAAGAUCCUCGGGUUUGACGAUGGCGAGGUCAACGACAUCAUGAAGAUGCUGGCCGCUGUGCUGCACCUCGGAAACAUCGACUUUAGCCACAAGUACAAGAAGCAAACGCAGGAGGUCGACCAGGAGGCUUGCAGCGUUGCGUCCGACGACCUCCAUCUGAACAUCUUCAGCGACAUCCUGAAGCUGAACCGGGACGAGCUGCGCAAGUGGCUCGUGACGCGCCAGAUCGAGUCGUUCAAUGACAGCGUGCUGAUUCCGCAGAACAAACCCCAGUCGGAAGCUUCACGGGAUGCGCUUGCGAAGCACGUGUACGCCGAGAUGUUCCAGUUUAUCGUGAAGAAGAUCAACCGAAACUUGGCGGGUGGAAAGAAGCAAAACUGCUUCAUCGGCGUGCUCGACAUCUACGGCUUCGAAACGUUCGACAUCAACUCGUUCGAGCAGUUCUGCAUCAACUACGCCAACGAGAAGCUCCAGCAGCAGUUCAACCAGCACGUGUUCAAGCUGGAACAGGAGCAGUACCUGAAGGAGGGCAUCGAGUGGAAGAUGAUCGAUUUCUACGACAACCAGCCGUGCAUCGAUCUGAUCGAAGCGAAGCUGGGCAUUCUGGACCUGCUCGACGAAGAGUGCCGAAUGCCACGCGGCUCGGACGAGUCCUGGGUGGGCAAGCUGAUGGAAAAGUGCACCAAGUACAAUCACUUUGACAAGCCCCGGUUCGGCACGAGCGCCUUCCUGAUCAAGCACUUCUCCGACACGGUCCAGUACGAGUCGCAGGGCUUCCUGGAGAAGAACCGUGACACCGUGUCGAAGGAGCUGGUUAACGUGCUGCGGAUGUCCGAGAUGAAACUGUGCCAUAAGCUGAUGACCGCGCAGGACGAGACGGCGGAAACGCCGGACGUGAGGAGUCCGGGCGUGAAGCUGGUCGUCAGCGCCGCCAAGAGUCAGCCUGCAGAUAGACGACGAAAGCCGAUGACCCAGAAGCAACAGCGCAAGACCGUUGGUUCGCAGUUCCGGGAGAGUUUGACCCUGCUGAUUACGACGCUGCACAACACCACCCCCCACUACGUGCGGUGCAUUAAGCCCAACGAGGACAAGGCGGCCUUCAAGUGGGAGGCGCCCAAGAUCGUGCAGCAGCUGCGGGCGUGCGGCGUGCUCGAGACGGUCCGCAUCUCGGCGGCCGGCUUCCCGUCGCGCUGGACGUACGAGGACUUUUACGAGCGCUACCGGUUGCUGUGCAAGCGCGUCCAGAUCGUGGACUGGAACGUGAAGGCCACCUGCACGAACAUUGUGCGCAACUGGCUGACCGACUCGGACAAGUACCGGCUGGGCAACACGCAGAUCUUCUUCCGCGCUGGGCAGGUCGCCUACCUGGAGCAGCUGCGCAGUGACGUCCGCAAGAAGCACAUCAUUCUGGUGCAGUCGCUGAUAAGGCGGUUUAUCUGCAGGAACAAAUAUUUGCGGCUCAAGCGAACGGCUCUGGGGUUGCAGCGGCACGUCCGGGGGAUGUUGGCGAGAAAGAAAGCGGACAAUCUGCGGAAGAAUCGGGCAGCGAUCAAGAUCCAGCGCUACAUGCGAGGUUGGUUGCAACGGACCAAGUACCAGAGGACUCGCAAAACUGUUCUGGGACUGCAAACCUACGCUCGUGGGAUGCUUGCCCGGAGGAAGUUCAAGCUGGCGUUGGACAACUACAAGGCCAUACAGAUUCAACGGCUUUGCCGCGGUUAUUUGGCUCGUCAACGAGCUCAGAAGCAUUUGGCCAGUAUCAUCAAGUGUCAGGCGACCGUGCGGCGUUUCUUGGCUCGUCGUCUCUACAAACGCUUGAAGGCCGAAGCUCGCACGAUCUCCCACAUCCAGAAGAUGUACAAGGGUUUGGAGAACAAGAUCAUCGAACUGCAGCAGCGUUACGAUACGCUGUCGAAGGAGAGUGCUGUUCUGAAGAAGCAGAACGCGGAAAUUCCAGAAAUGCGACAAAAGUUGGACGAAACGAGGCGGAUGCAGAACGAGCUGAAGGCGCUGAAGUUGCAGCUGGAGCAGAAGGACGAAAAGUUGCUGAUCGUGAUCAAGCAGCUCGAGAACGAGCGUGACGAAAAGAUGAUCUUGCUGGAGGAGAAGCAAAAAGAGGAAGAAGAACGGAUGAAGGAACGCGCUCAGAUGGAACAAGACCUAGCCAAAAUGCGCGAUCAGGUUAACGAGAUCAACAACGUGACCAAGAUCGAGCGGGAUCGGCUACUCUCCCAAGCGGACACCAACGAGAUUCACGCGGCCUACCAGCGCAUGGUCAAGGACAAAGAUCAACUGGAGGGUGAAAACAAUGCGCUGAGGCACGAACUGCGUCGCCUGCAGCACAUGAUCGCCAACAACCACGACCUGAAGACGCACUCGCGAUCGGUGAGCAACGCGUCCAGCACCAACGAGGAGGACUACGGGUACAACUCGGGCAAGAACACGCUGGAGAUUCGGCCCUCGCCGCUUUCCUACGAAGGUGAAAUAAACAACAACCUCAAGUUGGUUAGUGGUAAUGUUAGUGCGAUUCCCCCGUUGUUGGGUGGUCCCCGGUCCAGUGUGUCCGUUGCUCCUCCCCCCGUUACCGGUAGUGGUAGCGUGAGUAGUACCAGCAGCAGCAGUAUUGGUGGUACCCCAUCGAUAGGUAACCACAUUUCUAGUCAAAGAGCUUCCACCGAAGCGUCCGCCGCCAAGGGUAGAGUGUCCAUGAGCGAUUACGAUCGCUUGUUCCGGACUCCACCGGAGUCCUUCAGUAUGUUGCAAGACCACUCCACGCCAAACACCACCGAAACGCCGGAGAAGGACCAGACCGCCAUCAUCCUGAAGAUGCGCAAGCUGUUCGAGCAGGAAAAGGACAAGAGCGACCAGCUGCGCAAGGAGGUGGCCCGGUUCCGCAAGAGUUCCUCGCUCAGCACGGAGGACUCGAUCCGGGCUUCCGAGCUGGAGGUCGAGAUCGAGAAGCUGCGGCAGGACUACAAUUUGCUUCGGAACAGUAUUAAGCGUGGCGUUGAGGAGCGCGAAAUGGAGGCGCAAUAUCUGGCUCUUCAGGAGGAGUUGAAGCGUCGCCGGGAGGAGUGCAUCUCGCUGAAGGCGGUGCUGGCGCAGCAGAGUCAGAGCUUGAGGACGCUUGGUCAGUCGAGGGGGAAUAAUAAUGGAGAUAGCAGCAUGAGCAGGAUUCAUGACGAGGGCGAGCUGAUGGAGGCGUUCCAGGCGCAGAAACUGGUCAAUAGACAGCUGGAGGCAGAGUUGAGUGCCAUGAUGGAAGCGAACAACGAAACGCUGGUGGAGAACAACAAGUUGUUUGAGGCUUUGCGGAAGGAAGUGGGCGAUUUGCAGAGUAUACUGCAGAGCAGACUUGAGAACACGGAGAAUGCGGACGUGGAAACGCUCAGGUUGAACGAGCAGUACCUGAGGCAUGAGUUGAAGAAGUCGAUGGCGGCGUACGUUGAGUUGCAGGAACAGAUCAACGAACUGCUGGUGAAGAUCAACGAGCUGACCAAGAAGAACCACAUUUUGUCGAACCGGUUGAGGGAUCACGGCUUGAACGAUUCGAUAUUGAUGAACGAAGAGUUCCAGAACAUGGUGACGGUCAAGAAGAAGGCUCAGUCGAACCAGGGUAUUUUGAAGUAUCGCCACGAGGAUGAAACAAAGAUCAUCCAGCGGUUGGUGACCGAUUUGAAGCCACGCGUUGCUGUUACGCUGGUGACGAGCCUGCCUGCUUACGUCGUAUUUAUGUGCAUUCGGUACACCGAUUUGGUCAACACGGAUCAGCACGUGCGCUCGCUACUGACGCGGUUUGUGCAGAUGAUCAAGCGACUUUUCAAGGCACCGAACCCGGCCGAGAUCCGGGUCAUGUGGCUAGUCAAUACACUCACGUUACACAACCUGCUGAAGCAGUUUGGCGGCUACCCGGAGUACAUGCAGUACAACACCGAGCCGCAGAACCAGCAACAGCUGAAGAACUUUGACCUGUCCGAGUACCGGCAGGUGAUCCACGAGACGAUCAUCCUGAUGCACGGCGUGCUGCUGCGGCAGGUGCAGGAAUCGAUCAAGCAGUUCAUCGUGCCGGCCAUCCUCGACCACGACGAAACUUCGCGAGGAAAGAGCCGUGGCCGUACAAUGUCGCUGGACAUGUCGCCCGAGCAGAACCGCGAGCCGAAGACGCUGGUCCAGCAACUGGACAUCUUCUACAAACAUCUGAGCAGCUUCGGCAUGGAGAAUUACUACAUCGAGCAGAUCUGCAAGCAGCUAAUGUACUACAUCUGCGCGGUGGCCGUCAACAGUCUAAUGCUGCGCGGUGACCUCUGCAUGUGGAAGACGGGCAUGAAGAUCCGCUACAACGUGGGCUGUCUGGAGAGCUGGGUGCGCACCAUGUCGAUGGACCCGGACGUGGUGAAACCGCUGGAGCCGCUGAUUCAAAUCUCCCGCAUCCUCCAAGCUCGCAAAACCGAAGAGGACGUCCAGACGCUGCUCGAGCUGAGCACGUGCCUCACGACGGCGCAGAUCUUGAAGAUCAUCAAAUCGUACACGACGGACGACUGCGAGAACGAAAUCAAGCCGAUCUUCAUCGAGAAGCUGACGAAGCAGCUGAACGAGCGCUCACAGCAGAGCGAAGCCGACACGUACAUGAUGGACGAGGAGAUCGUCAGCCCGCUGGUCGUGGUGUACAAGUACAGCGAGGUGAACCUGGAAGAGGUCGACAUCCCGGACGACCUCAACCUGGGCGGGUUGAUCACGAAGAUCUAGGCGGGGCUCGGGUAAGUACCACGUUCCACUGUUUGUUGUUUAUAUUUUGCGUUGGAGGGGAACCUAGAGUGAGAGACGCGUUGUUAGAAAGCAGACAGAGAGCGAGCAUCUAUUUACAAACCUUAAAAAAAACUUCAAGUUCCAAACAGAAAUCAAUCGUACCUUUUUGCUACGAGAUUGCUUUCGUACGUAUUUUUGCUGAAGAAAAAUUGGCCUUCAUCACUAGGAAACUGAAAAAUCAAGUCGAUUCAAAAUCAACGGUUUCUGCCUUUUCCGUAAAGAGUGUAAACUUUAAGUGCAUUUAUUAGUUUUUUUUUCGCGAAGGGGUAAGCGGUGUAGUCUGCCAAGCAGAUCGCUGCCGUCCCCGCGGUCGAAGAUUGUACACUGUAAUAUAUUGUUGAGUUAUAUUUGCCCUCGCCUCGCGUGUGAAUAUUUAGAACUGUUGGCGAAUCAGAAGAGGGAACUCCAGCAAUAAGAAGGAGAUUAUUUAUUGAACCUGACACAGAGAAAUGAUAAAAAUCGUUAUAUUACCAAUAUUAUAUAUAUAUCAUGUUAGGGCAUUCCAACUGAAGCAAAAGCAAGCAGCACUCUCAAUAAUCGUUUAACGCGAAAGCAAAGUACCUAUUGAUGGAUAGUAAAAUUUAGCAGAUAUAUAUAAACGAAGCAACCACUCCAUACUAGCAUUUAUCGUGAUAGAAAUUGUUGUACUUACUAGCAGUGAGUAAAGAGAAAAUAAACGAAAGUAGUGUAUUUACCAAAUAUACAAACAUUGGCGAAACAAA
Molecule: messenger RNA, 7165 nt
Organism: Culex quinquefasciatus (southern house mosquito)
Lineage: Eukaryota; Metazoa; Arthropoda; Insecta; Diptera; Culicidae
Gene: didum
Product: unconventional myosin-Va
Exons: 11
Coding region: 699-6383 (1894 amino acids)
Biological process (GO): actin filament organization; vesicle transport along actin filament
Cellular component (GO): cytoplasm; myosin complex; actin cytoskeleton
Molecular function (GO): ATP binding; microfilament motor activity; actin filament binding
Source: RefSeq, a predicted model, not a curated record